This is a messenger RNA of Linum tenue, 1521 nucleotides long. Lineage: Eukaryota; Viridiplantae; Streptophyta; Magnoliopsida; Malpighiales; Linaceae. The record is from the annotation of a GenBank genome assembly.
AUGGCGUACUAUCAACUACUCCUCCUCCUCUUCCCAAUCUCCAUCACCGUUCUCGCCGUCAUAAUCGCUUCCCGAUUUCUCGCCGCCCCUUCAUCUUCCAAAAAACCGCUUCCUCCGGGUCCAAAACCAUGGCCGAUCAUCGGAAACCUCCCUCACAUGGGGAGAAAACCUCACAUCUCCUUCCGAAACUUGUCCAACAUCUACGGCCCUCUCAUAUCCCUCCGCCUCGGCUCACAGCUCCUCGUCGUCGUCUCUUCCCCGGCCGCCGCCGCCGAGGUCUUGAAAACACACGACCGCCUCUUUUCAGGAAGAUACGUCCCCAGAGCGCUGCCUUACGACACGGCGGAGCUCGACCGCAAGGCGGUCGUGUGGGCGACAAACUGCAACGACCAAUGGAAGGCCUUUCGAACCAUGUUUCGAAACGAGAUCUUCUCGGCUAAGGCCAUUGAAUCUCAGGCAGCCGUCAGAGAGAAGAAGGUUGCCGAGAUGGUGGAAUUUUUCGGUGGGAAUUUAGGGGAAUCGGUUUGUAUCAGGGAAGUGGUUUUCGCUACUAUAUUUGAUAUGUUGUCCAAUCUCAUGUUUUCGCGAGAUUUCAUCGGGUUUGAAAGGAACGAGACCGCGAAUAGACUGAAAUCACUGAUUCAGAGGUUGAUAGAAUUGGGGGUUUCCCCCAAUCUCGCCGAUUUUUUUCCGGUUAUGAAGAAUUUGGAUCCUCAGGGUCUGAGACGCGAGGCAACUCGCCGUUGCAACGAGCUCUACUCUCUUUGGCAACGUGACGUCAAAGAGAGGAGAGAGCGCGGCGGGGAGAGAGAGCGAUCUGAUGAUACUAAAGAUUUUUUGGAUAUUCUUCUGGAAAAUGGACUCGAUGAUGACCAAGUUGACUGGUUGAGUCUCGAAUUGUUCACGGCUGGAACGGACACUAACACGGCUACAAUAGAAUGGGCGAUGACAGAGUUGAUUCGAAAUAGGGGAGUGAUGAAUAAGUUGCGGGAGGAGCUAAAGAGAGAAGUGUUGCCACUCAUAUCGGGGAAACCGUUGAUUGACGAAGCUAUGGCGGCUCGGCUUCCUUAUUUGAAUGCAAUCGUGAAGGAGACGCUGAGACUACAUCCGCCGGUGUCGUUGCUGCCGCCUCACCGAGCUUCAGAAUCUUGCGAGCUAUUGAAUUACACAAUCCCAGAGGGGGCUUAUAUUACAGUCAACGUGUGGGCAAUAGGGAGGGAUCCAACGGUGUGGGAUGAUGAUCCAGGGACGUUUAAGCCCGAGAGGUUUAUCGGGUCAAAGACUGAUUUUAGAGCGCAACAUUUUGAGUUGGUGCCAUUUGGUGGUGGGAGGAGGAUGUGCCCAGGGAUGCCAUUGUCUGCAAGGCUGAUUCCACUAGUUUUGGCUGCUUUGGUUCGUAACUUCGAUUGGUGUCUUCCCAACGAAGUAGAUCCGGCAAAGUUGGAUAUGAGUGAGAAAUUCGGGUUGGCAUUGCAAAAGGAACUUCCUCUUCGUCUGAUUCCCCGUCAGAGUUUAUUUUAA